Molecule: messenger RNA, 353 nt
Organism: Cherax quadricarinatus
Lineage: Eukaryota; Metazoa; Arthropoda; Malacostraca; Decapoda; Parastacidae
Source: RefSeq, a predicted model, not a curated record
UGAAAUGCUUGAGGAAAGACCUGUGUAUAUAAGCAGACGACACUGUGGUGUCUCUCAGUACCGUGAUGGCUGCUGUCAGGAAAGGGUUACCGCACUUUGCCGCUGGCACUGUCAUCAAAGGCUUCGGACGGGGUUCCAAAGAGCUUGGAAUUCCUACAGCAAACUUUCCUGAUCAUGUUGUCGAGAAGCUUCCUGAAGAGAUCACAACAGGGAUAUAUUACGGUUGGGCAAAAGUUGAUGAUGGACCAGCAUACAAGAUGGUGAUGAGUAUUGGCUGGAAUCCAUACUACAAAAACAAGAAAAAGUCAAUGGUAAGUCAGUCUUGUUUAAACAAUUAAAAUUAAUGAAACUAU